Molecule: messenger RNA, 1144 nt
Organism: Olea europaea var. sylvestris
Lineage: Eukaryota; Viridiplantae; Streptophyta; Magnoliopsida; Lamiales; Oleaceae
Product: chorismate mutase 2
Exons: 6
Coding region: 102-791 (229 amino acids)
Biological process (GO): chorismate metabolic process; aromatic amino acid biosynthetic process
Cellular component (GO): cytoplasm
Molecular function (GO): chorismate mutase activity
Source: RefSeq, a predicted model, not a curated record
CCCAAAAUCACUCCCCCAUUUCCCUCGUCUUUUCCCACUCAUUCUUCCUCACCAAUUUCUCUCAUGCCUCUCUCACAAUAAUCUUCUUCAAUCCAUAAUCCAUGGCUGCCAAGUUUUUGUGCUUGUUCUUCGUUGUGACAUUUUCAUGGGGUUUUGUGGGUUUUUCUGCUGCUAUUGGGAAUACUUCUGUUUUCAAACACGUUUCUGAGAUGGGAAAUUUCUCCGAUGAUAUGUUGAAUCUUGAUACACUGAGAAAGAUUUUGGUGAGAGAAGAAGACACCAUUAUUUUUAGUCUGAUAGAGAGAGCAAAAUAUCCUAUAAAUUCUCCGUUGUACGAUAAAAGGCCCGGGCUUUCGGGUUCUUUGUUUGAAUUUUUUGUCAAAGAAUCUGAAGCUGUUCAAGCCAAGGCUGGUCGGUAUUCUUCUGCUGAAGAGAAUGCUUUCUUUCCAGAUAAUUUGCCACCACCAUUGCUGCCACUUCGAGAUAAUGAACAGGUUUUGCAUCCUCGGGGAGCUUCUAUUAAUAUAAAUGAGCAAAUAUCGAAUAUGUAUCACAAGCAACUGCUUCCUCUGAUUACAUCAAAUGGGGAUGAUCGGAAUUAUGCAAUCACUGCUGGUAGGGAUCUAGACUGCUUGCAGGCUCUUUCAAGAAGAAUUCACUUGGGGAAGUUCGUAGCAGAGAUUAAGUUCAGGGAAUCCCCAGAAAACUACACUCGAGCAAUACGUGCUCAGGUAGAGAGAUCCCCUGUAAUGAUUCCUUUCCUACGUUGUUGCAGGACAAAGAUGCUUUAAUGAAACUAUUAACAUUUACAAGUGUUGAAGAGAUGAUCAAGAAUAGAGUUGAAAAGAAAGCUAUGGUAUUUGGACAAGAAGUGGAUCUCAAAGAGAACGAUAACGUCGGAAAGUACAAGGUUAAUCCAUCUGUAGUUUCUCGCUUAUAUGGAGAAUGGGUUAUCCCCUUAACAAAGUUUGUUGAAGUUGAGUACCUUCUCUGCCGUCUCGAUUAAAACCUUAUAAAAUCUGCAUCUUAUAAUGUUUAAAAGAUUGAGAUUGUUUUCUCAACAAGAUUAUAAUAAUUUUGCAAUUCCGAUUUGUAGAAUUGUGACAUUCACUAAUUAUUUUGAAUUUUUACCUUAAAUGAUACA